Candida tropicalis MYA-3404 is the source of this 1644-nucleotide messenger RNA. RefSeq names its product Jen1p (gene JEN1). Gene Ontology annotation, cellular component: plasma membrane. The record is from RefSeq and is a predicted model, not a curated record. Gene Ontology annotation, biological process: plasma membrane lactate transport. Gene Ontology annotation, molecular function: secondary active monocarboxylate transmembrane transporter activity. NCBI's taxonomy places the organism in Eukaryota, Fungi, Ascomycota, Pichiomycetes, Serinales, Debaryomycetaceae. The transcript has a single exon. Bases 1 to 1644 code for a protein of 547 amino acids.
AUGGAUAAAAAACCAGAAGUUGAACACAUUUCUCGUGCCAAUUCAAAUGAUCUUGACCGUUUGGGAAGUCAAGAUAGUUACAACUAUGAAUUAAACUCAAAUGAUGAUCAAUUCAAUAAUAAUAAUAAUAAUACAGAAUAUGAUGAUGAAUUAUUUAAUGAAAAGCCUGAUCUUUCAAUGGCUUCAAUUCGUCAUUAUUUUGCAACUAGAUUAACUACUUUAUUAGAUUUACCAUUAUAUCAUACUGAUAAAAGAUGGUAUCAAGUGAUCAAUCCUAUUCCUGGUUUGAAAUUAAUGACUGCUUCUGAUUGGAAUUUUUAUGGCUUAGGAUUCUUUGCUUGGGCUUUAGAUGCUAUGGAUUUCUUUUGUGUUUCUGUUGCUGCUCCUGAAAUUGCUCUUACUUUAAAUAUAAGUGUUACUGAUGUUACUUGGGGUGUUACAUUAGUUUUAAUGUUGAGAUCCGUUGGUGCUUUAAUUUUUGGUAUUGCUUCUGAUUAUUUUGGUAGAAAAUGGACUUAUAUUAUUAUAUGUGCAUUAUUCUGUGUUGUUGAAAUUGGAACUGGAUUUGUUCAAACUUAUCAACAAUUUUUAGGUGUUAGAGCCGUAUUUGGUAUUCUUAUGGGUGCUAUGUAUCCAAUUAGUAUGGUUACUGCUUUAGAAAGUCAACCUGUUGAAGCAAGAUCAGUAUUGCUGGGUUUAUUCUUACCAGGUUAUACAUUUGGUUAUAUUUUAGCAAUGGCUUGGUAUAGAUUAUUCAUCACUACUUAUAAAGAUGGUGAAGGAUGGCGUUCAUUACUUUGGUUUUCAGCUGGAUUAUCUGUUAUACUAAUUGUUUGGCGUCUUUUAUCUCCAGAAUCUCCAGAUUUCAUCAAUAUGAAAAAUAAAAAGAAAAGAUUUAAUGAACAACUUAAAAAUCAAGAUGAUCCAAAUAAAAAGAAAAAAUUCUGGCAAAAAUUCGAUUAUUCAAUUAUAGUUACUUUGAAAACUGAAUGGUUAAUGUUUACUUAUUUAGUUUUGUUAUAUGCUGGUUGGAAUUUUACUACUCAUGGUUCACAAGAUUUAUAUGUUACAUUAUUGAAAAAUCAAUAUCAUAUUGGAAUUGAUAAAAGAACAGUUAUUAUCGUCACAAGUAAUAUUGGUGCCAUUGUGGGUGGUAUUAUAAUGGGUCAAAUGUCUGAAUUAUUAGGUAGACGAUUAACUGUUAUGGUGAGUAUGGUUGUUGCUGGUGCAUUCCUUUAUCCUUCAUUUUUUAAUGCCGAUCAAAAUUGGCCAGCUUAUAUUUUCUUAAUUGGUGCAGUAUAUGCUUCCUUCAGUGUUGGUCCAGCAUAUCUUUUAGAAUUAGUUAAUUCUACCCAUAGAACUUUAUUAUCUGGUGUUGCUUAUCAAUUAGGUAAUUUAAUUUCUUCAGCAAGUGCCACAAUUGAAGCUAGAAUUGGUGAAAAUUUCCCUCUUGGUGAACCAGGAAUGUAUGAUUAUGGGAAAGUUAUGUGUAUCUUCUGUGGUGCUGUUUUCGCUUACAUGUUGUUUAUUAUUUUCUUGGGUCCUGAAAGAUUCCAUAAGAAUUUAAGAAUUCAUGAUGAUGAAAUUCAACAAGUUGAAGAUGAAUCUUCUAGUACUGUUGACAGUGUUAGAGAGAAAGUCUAG